GUUGUUGAUAAAUGUGUGUCUUUGGUCCCUUUUUUUUAAUUUAUUAGGAAUCGACCAAAAUAAUAUCACUCGGUGAUUGAUCAGAGUCACUUGUUGUUUGUUGUGGUUCAUGUCUCUGAAAAAUCACAUGAAAUGGGUCUUUGCUUUUCAUGCUUCUUCUCUCCCAGCUCCACCAGCUUCCGCAAUCAUGCAGUAUCAAACAAUCACAGCAGCAGCACCGGAACAGAGUUCUCGUCGGCGACUGCGACGACAACGACGAGCAGCAGCGGCGCCGGUGGACGGAGCCAGAUCUCGGAGGGGGAGAGCUCCGUCUCUGGCGUCGGGACGAGCGAUUCCGGUCAGAUACUGGAGACACCGAAUCUAAGAAUAUAUAGUUUCUCCGAUCUGAGGACAGCGACGAGGAACUUCGGACCAGAGAUGGUGUUGGGUCAAGGAGGGUUCGGCAAAGUAUACAAGGGCUGGGUCGAUGAGAUAACACUGUCUCCUUCGAAGGUGGGUUCCGGCAUGGCCGUCGCUGUCAAGAGACUGAACUCUCAGAGCCUUCAAGGUCUCGCCGAAUGGCGCUCAGAGAUCAACUUCUUGGGGAAGCUCUCGCAUCCAAACCUGGUGAAGUUGCUGGGAUACUGUUGGGAAGAUAAAGAGCUGCUCCUCGUUUAUGAGUUGAUGCCGAAAGGCAGCCUUGACAAUCAUCUUUUCCGACGGAAUGCCGGGGUUGAACCGUUGUCUUGGGACACAAGGCUCAAGAUUGCAGUAGGCGCAGCUCGCGGACUCGCGUUUCUUCAUGGCUCGAACCGACAAGUCAUCUACCGUGACUUCAAAGCCUCUAAUAUCCUCCUCGACUCGGAUUAUAAUGCGAAGAUAUCGGAUUUUGGGCUGGCGAAACGAGGGCCUUCGCCCGAGAAAUCACACGUUACGACACGGAUCAUGGGCACCUACGGCUACGCUGCUCCCGAAUACAUGGCCACAGGUCAUUUGUACGUGAAGAGCGACGUGUACGCGUUCGGGGCGGUUCUACUGGAAAUGAUGACGGGACUGAGAGCACACGACACGAGACGAGGAGACGGGAAACAGAGCCUGGUCGAGUGGCUAAGACCAAGCCUCUCGAGCCGAAGCAAGCUGUUGCGUGUAAUGGAUACGAGGAUCAAAGGCCAGUACUCUUCCGACUCCGCCACCGAGUUGGCUCGGAUCACUCUCUCCUGUCUCGAGCUCGACCCAAAGAAACGCCCUCACAUGUCGCAAGUCCUCCGCGUUUUGGAAAACGCCCGCCGCAUCAACGUUCCCAAACGCACCGCUCCAAACGCUUCUCCGCGUUCCGCCGCCGCACCGCCGCAAACGCAUGGCCAUCGGUAUAGAUAUCAAGCGGCUGCUGCCGGCGGUCAUCGGCGUUCUCCGGCACGGAGGGAUUUCAGCCUUCCGCCGUCGGCGUAGCCUCGUCGAUCAACUACUACUCUUUCUUUUCUUCUAUGGAUAUUCAUUCUUUGGAAAUUUUAUCGUGUUUAUAUAUUUAUGUAUUAGUCUAUCAUAUUUUUAUUUAAUUAAAUUAUUUUUAUAUAAAACUUA
Tarenaya hassleriana is the source of this 1560-nucleotide messenger RNA. RefSeq names its product probable serine/threonine-protein kinase Cx32, chloroplastic. The record is from RefSeq and is a predicted model, not a curated record. The transcript has 6 exons. Lineage: Eukaryota; Viridiplantae; Streptophyta; Magnoliopsida; Brassicales; Cleomaceae. Bases 133 to 1428 code for a protein of 431 amino acids. Gene Ontology annotation, biological process: protein phosphorylation. Gene Ontology annotation, molecular function: protein kinase activity; ATP binding.